AUGUUCAAAGGGUUUUCUGUUAUAUUGGUGGUAGUUGAUAGGCUCACCAAGUAUGCACAUUUUUUACCUCUAUCUCACCCUUAUACAGCUGCAUCAGUGGCUGCUGUCUUCACAUCUCAGGUAGCUUACAGGCUCGAGUUGCCACCAAGUUCGUCAAUUCAUCCAGUCUUUCAUGUCUCGAGGUUGAAGAAAUAUGUUGGCUCUGAUUCACAGAUUUCUCCUAUGUUACCAUUAGUUAAUUCUCAUGGGAAUUUUAAGGUGGAACCAGAAGCUAUUCUGGACAGACGAAUGACUGCUAGGGACAAUAAACCUUUUAUCGAACUAUUGGUAAAAUGGCGUGGUAUGGAUGAGGAAAGUUCCACUUGGGAACCUGUCGAACAGCUGAGGACUCAUUAUCCUGACCUUGUGGGCAAGUUGGACAUGAGCAAUGCCAACCUCAGCCAAGCAAUCAAUUGGCCCGAUAAGGUUAACAUGCUUCCUUCUUUGUUAGACACGUGUCUUAGUGGUUGUGAGCUCUCUAUGCCUAUUCCUUGUAUGCUUUCCAAUGUUAGUAGUUCUUCUUCGCCACUUUUAUUCCUUGAUCUCUCUGUCAAUCAUCUCAACUCAUCGGUAUUCCCUUGGUUGUUCAAAUAUUUCAAUAACCUUGCUGUUCUUUCCCUGGAUGCUAGCCUUCUGGAAAGUCCUCUUCCAGAAGCUUUUGGGAAAAUGGUAGCUCUUGUUCAUCUCAACCUCUCUUUCAACAACCUCGAAGGGUUGAUACCCCAAACUUUGGGAAAUCUUCACAAUUUACAAGUACGAGACUUGUCAAACAAUAAUAUAAGUGGGGAAGUACCUGAUCUUGCACGCCUCUCUUGCUUGAAAAGGUUGCAUCUACACAAAAAUCGAUUGAAUGGGAGUUUAACCAAGAGUAUAGGAAAACUUUCCAAGCUCGAGGUUCUUGAUGUGUCUUCAAAUUCUUUCGAAGGAGAACUCCCUGAUUGUUGGUCAAAUAUGCUAUCAGUUGUCAUGCUUGAUUUUUCAAACAACAAUCUUUCUGGGAGAAUCCCUGAUUCUAUUGGAGCCCUAUCAAGACUUGAGACUUUGCAUUUGCAAAAAAACAAUUUGGUCGGAAAAGUACCCAAGUCGUUGAGGAACUGCUCUUUAUUGAAACUUUUAGACCUUGGAGAAAACAAACUAUCUGGGAGAAUACCUGCAUGGAUGGUGUAA
Messenger RNA from Juglans microcarpa x Juglans regia, 1206 nucleotides. Its product is annotated as leucine-rich repeat receptor-like protein kinase PXL1. Gene Ontology annotation, molecular function: protein binding. NCBI's taxonomy places the organism in Eukaryota, Viridiplantae, Streptophyta, Magnoliopsida, Fagales, Juglandaceae. The coding region runs from base 1 to 1206 and encodes 401 amino acids. The record is from RefSeq and is a predicted model, not a curated record. The transcript is spliced from 4 exons.